Messenger RNA from Beauveria bassiana ARSEF 2860, 1419 nucleotides. RefSeq names its product secreted lipase 1 precursor. The record is from RefSeq and is a predicted model, not a curated record. Gene Ontology annotation, biological process: lipid catabolic process. Gene Ontology annotation, molecular function: triacylglycerol lipase activity. Lineage: Eukaryota; Fungi; Ascomycota; Sordariomycetes; Hypocreales; Cordycipitaceae. The transcript has a single exon. The coding region runs from base 1 to 1419 and encodes 472 amino acids.
AUGCAGAUCACCAUCUGGUCCGUGGCUCGCACCAUCCUUCUUCUGACUGCCUCUCUCAAUUCCGCCUAUGGCCGGACCAUCAAUAAUGCCAGGGACCUGAUCCCAAACCCUAGCCAAGACCCCUUCUACGUCCCGCCCAGUGGUUUCGAGUCGGCCAGUCCCGGUGCUGUACUUCGUUCCCGCAAAGUGGCCUCAUCCUUUUUUUCCAUCAUCCCCAAUCCUAUCGAGACGUACCAGAUUCUGUACCGCACCACAGCGGUCGACGGGUCGGCCAUUGCUACCGUCACCACCGUCUUCAAGCCCGUCCUCGGCAAGAGAGAUCGCUUUGUUACGUGGAGCAGCGCCUACGACAGCGCUGCUACUCAAUGCAACCCGAGCUACUCGUACCGCCUUGGGUCUAGCAUAGUGCCUUCCAUAUUGACUACGAAUGCUGUUGAGCAGCUGAUUAUUGAGAUCUAUCUUCUCAAGGGCUACAUUGUCUCCUCCCCCGACUAUGAAGGCCCAGACGCCGCUUUUGCAGCUGGCCGGCUCUCUGGCAUGGGAGUCUUGGACAGCAUGAGGGCCGUUUCUAAUUUUGGACGCACUCUCGGUCUCACGACGGACAAGCCAUCCAUUGUCGGCGCUGGCUACUCUGGCGGCGGUCUUGCUACCGCUUGGGCCGCGGCUCUGCAGCCGAGUUAUGCCCCCGAGCUGCCAGUCAAGGGCUGGACCGCAGGCGGAAUUCCAGCCAACUUGACUUAUAUUUUUGAGUUUAUCGACGGCUCGCUGUUAAGUGGCGUUGAGAUUGUCGCCUUGGCGGGUCUCAUGAAGCCGUCGGCCUAUGGAGCCACUCUGAAGCCAUUUAUUGACGGGAUUGGUACGUCGGCACUUCAAAAAGUGCUUCAAAUCGCCAAUACCCAAUGCUUUAUACCGAAUCUCCUCGUUUUCCCUUUCCAGUCUCUGCUCGACACGAAAUAUCAGAGCCUUGGCAAGGAUGUACUCACCAACGCGACAAUGCUGUCAGCUUUACAGGACAAUACACUUGGCGUCGACAAGGCGCAGAAGCCAACCGCGCCGUUUCUCAUGUUCCAUGCCAAGCCCGACGAGCUCGUUCCAUACGCCCCGGCAGCCAAAGUCCACGACACUUGGUGUGAUAAUGGUGCCACUGUUAAAUUUGUCGAAUACGCAAACGGUGGCCAUGUCACUACAGCUGUGCUUGGUCUUGUUGAUGCUUUCAAAUUUGCAGAUGAUGCCUUCAACAACCAAGUUGCUUCUGGAUGCACAAGCAAGACUGUUCUCGACGACACACUCAAUCCCCUUGCCUUUGGUGUAGCUUUGGAGCCUCUGACUGUAGGGCUGAUUAACUAUCUGGUCGCCUUGGGCAGAAAAGAUGCGAGUUGGCUGGCUGGUAUUAAAAAGGGCGAACCUAUUAAACUAUGA